AUCCACUGCACUUCCUCACAAAAAACAAAUCAUACUUCCAGCAAUCCUAUAUCCCGGAGGUUUCCAACUUCAAGCUUCCUUUGCCCGAACGCCUUCCAGCACCAACAGUCCACACCGAUCAUACAUGUUGUGGCCAUACUGGCGUUUCCUGAGCCGUCAAAAAAUCGGCCAGCACAUUUAUCUAUGACGGAACCUCAAACUAACUGGAAGCGCCUUGAUAGGAUCACCAUUUUAGUUUCUUUUCCGACGCUUGCUGAAGUCAAGGUAGAUCCUGCAUCUGGGUCCGUAAGCUGCCCUAUCUCCUCCCCCAACCCAUACCUCAACCACCCACAACACCAACAGCAACAGCGACCCCCUCCUCGAACCAACCCACCAGCAAACAUCGCUAAAGUGGCCAAAUACCCACCCAGAACACCGCGGGUCAGUCCACCACCCCAUUUACGGAACUAACUCGUCAGGCGCCACACAUAUGCUCCUUGCUGGGGCUUCGUUCCCUCGUGGUGUACCGUCCUGCGCGCUCCCCCGCGAUCUAUAACGGACUGGAAGGACUAAUACUCGUUGGAGUGUCCCGCCUUUCGAACAGAAAUGCUUGCAAUGGAAUUUUUCCUAUUUUUGUUUUUGACUUGAUGUUAUUGGGAAUAAUACUGUUACGGCAACUUUGACAAUCUACAGUAAGAGCCAGUGACUAACUAGUAUGAGAGGUGAUAAAUAGCACAGCAAAUUAUAUGAAAUAUCGUUUGCUUCAUAUGGGCUCGAUACCAGUAAUCUCAUACUUUAUGUUGCAUUGGGAGUUAUUUGUAGACUGGGCUCCAUAGGCUGACUUAGGGGUAGUUACGAUUGUAGCUUGACCUGCUGUACGGUAGGUAUGAUACGACAGAUAGCAUCAACAAUCUGUACAGGUAACAGGGCUAGACAUAGCGGAUUUCUAUGGUAAAAUAUUCACUUCAAGAGCAGCAUACCAAGGCGGUUGUGAAUCUCGUGAAUCCACAGAUGGUCAUAAAUGGAUCCAGUGGGAGGGAGAGUCGGGAAAGGAAAAGCGAAGUGGAGCCUCGGAGCGAUAUUCCCAUCCAGAAGAUCAUUGGAAGUUUUGGGGAGGAUAUGG
Molecule: messenger RNA, 1102 nt
Organism: Tuber melanosporum (Perigord truffle)
Lineage: Eukaryota; Fungi; Ascomycota; Pezizomycetes; Pezizales; Tuberaceae
Exons: 1
Coding region: 184-450 (88 amino acids)
Source: RefSeq, a predicted model, not a curated record